Messenger RNA from Diceros bicornis minor, 1256 nucleotides. RefSeq names its product ral guanine nucleotide dissociation stimulator-like. The transcript has 9 exons. Gene Ontology annotation, cellular component: plasma membrane. NCBI's taxonomy places the organism in Eukaryota, Metazoa, Chordata, Mammalia, Perissodactyla, Rhinocerotidae. Gene Ontology annotation, biological process: positive regulation of GTPase activity; Ras protein signal transduction. Bases 336 to 1241 code for a protein of 301 amino acids. The record is from RefSeq and is a predicted model, not a curated record. Gene Ontology annotation, molecular function: guanyl-nucleotide exchange factor activity.
GUGCACAUGUUGCAGGAGGAGCUGGACGAGCUGAAGGGAGGGGGCUCCCUGCCUUAGCAGCCUGGUGCCCCCCGCCGAGGAAUGAAAUCUUAAACCAGUCAGUGGGGAAUCGCCUGAUGAGCAGCAGUUUGGUGGCAGCAGUGGGAUUCAAAGGACUCAUCUGAUGGCUUCGGAGAUGAGAAACACAGGCAUUGGUACCCGCAAAACCUUUGAGUUCUCCAUCUUUUUCGCUGUUUCCGAGGGCCAUGGACCUCAACAGAUCUUAGAACUCUGGUAACCAGGCACCCAUAGACCCCCAUCCAGCUCACUUGACUGGCGACGGUCAACAGACAAAGAUGUUUAGUUGUUGUGUCCUGAUUUUUGGAAGAUCUGGGCUCAAAAAAGCCCAGAAAGAGAAUCUUUUUCGUCGUUGCCGACAUUGGCUCAGCCCUCUUCCCCGAUGCCUCUGGGCAUCUGGCAGGAGGCAGCGAAAGGUCACCUUGCCUGGUUCGGAGCUGAGCUGCCGUGACCCUCUUUCCCUUGCCCGGUGUGAGCUUCUGGAGGCCACUGAGGCAGAGCCAGAGGCGCCAGCUGCAGAGCUCCAGCCGGCGGCAGAAGCAGGGCAGUGGACAGUGGUGGAGGUAGAGCUGGCUCCAGCUCCGUCAAUACCACCCCCUCUAGCGCUGGAGCCAGCGUCCCCUCCCUCAGCAGUGUUGGAGCUGGAGCAAGGGCCCACGUCGGCUCCAGCAGGAGUGGGAGCUGCUGAGCUGGAGUCACCUGGACCAUCACUUCUAGUGGGAAGUCCAUCUCCACCUGUGGCCAUUAAGGAGGGUGAGAAGAAGCCUAACCUCACGGCCUUCCCUCCUAAGCUGGUGGCAGAGCAGUUGACCGUGAUGGAUGUGGAGCUCUUCCGGAAGGUGGUGCCCUCUCAGUGCCUGGGCUCCACCUGGGGCAAGAGGAACAAGCCCGGCAAUGAGCACCUGGCACCCACCGUCCAGGCCACCGUCGACCACUUCAGAAGGGUGGUCAGCCUCGUCGUCACCACCUGCCUCGGGGACCCGAGCAUGACGGCCCAGGACAGGGAGUGCGAGAUCCUGAAGAACUUCUCCUCGCUCCGCGCUGUCAUCUCUGCUCUGCAGAAAACCUCCAUAAGCCACCUGAAGAACACGUGGGCGGAUGUUUCCCGGAGGGGCCCUCCACGUUUGCCCCCCCGGAGAUCAUCCCCCAGAGAGUGCAGGAGAAACAGCAGCAGCAGCAGGUGAGUGUGCCUGUGGGGG